GGAAGAGGGAGAGGAGGAGUGAAACGAGAGGAGAGGAGAGGAGCGCAUGCAGGAGAGUGGAGUGUGAGAGAAGGAUUGCAAGCUUGACAUGGGUCUGUGUGCCGUGCUGUUGAUCUGUCUCUCGCAGGCAGAGCUGACCAGAGUGUGGGCUCAGGAGCAGAGAGGUAUACUUCAUGGGCAGUCAGCUCAGGCUGAUGGAGCUCCAUCAGACAUCCAGAGAACAAGGAGAGACCAACAGGAUUCCGGUAGACACACUCAGAACAAAACUGGACAAGAAACGAUCAAUGGCUUGUCCAUUGACACGCUCCCUGAUAACAUGACACGAGUGGUGGAAGACUCUAAGAGGUACUACUCCUGGCGCAGUUUUGGCCCCGGUGAUAAACAAACGCAGCAACUCUGGAUGGAUCUUGAUUUGGCCCAUCAAGGACCUGUCAGAGUGCAUGGUAUCCUGUCCAACACACACCGACAAGCAUCGCGGGUGGCACUAACCUUUGACUUUCCAUUCUAUGGACACCAAGUUAGACAAAUCACCAUAGCAACUGGAGGGUUUAUUUUCACUGGAGAGAUCACACAUCGUAUGCUGACAGCAACCCAGUAUAUUGCUCCACUCAUGGCAAACUUUGACCCCAGUUUUUCUAAAAACUCCACUGUACGCUAUCUGGACAAUGGUGAUGUGUUCGUGGUACAGUGGGACAAGGUGAGGCUGAAAGAUCGAGAGAUGGAAGGAGCGUUUACCUUCCAAGCUGUUCUCCAUCGUAACGGGACCAUUGUAUUUGGCUACAAAGAUGUUCCUUUGCCUGUGGAGAAAAUCAACUCUACAGAGCACCCAGUGAAAGUGGGACUGUCUGAUGCCUUUAUGGCCCUUCUCUCUUCUCCACAGUCUCCAGAUGCUAAACGAAGGACUAUUUAUGAAUACCAUAGGGUGGAAAUUGACACAACAAAGAUUGUCAAUAGAUCGGCUUUUGAGUUCAGCCCAUUACCUACCUGCCUCCAGCACACUACCUGUGAACAAUGUCUCCAGUCCAACCUAACAACAGGCUGUGGGUGGUGCAAUACUCUACAAAGAUGUUCAGAUGGAAUAGACAGAUACAGGCAAGAAUGGCUGGACUACAGCUGCUCUGAUGAGGCAAAAGGCACAUGUGAAGAUUAUGCUCAGGGAGGACAAGAGAGUUCAAUCAGCCCUUUUACUUCUUCAUCACCACCGGCCACUCCCUCCCCUGCAGCCCGACCUGCCAGUCCUGUGACCGAGGAUGACACCAAACUUCUCUUUCACCACCAUGGCAAUGGUGAGGAUGAGGCCCCAGAACACACAGCGAUAAUUGCAGGCGUUGUGGCAGCUCUGGUUCUGCUGGUGUUCCUGACUCUGUUGGCUGUUUACUAUAUUAAUACACAUCCAACUGUUGCUCCUCCUUUCUACCUCAUGCAGCGCCGCACUAAUAACUAUUGGCCCUCCAUGAAGUUCCGGAACCAAGGAUGUCAUUCUAGCUACAAUGAGGUUGAACUUGGGGUUUACGAGAAAGAGGGCUUCAUUGAGGCGGAGCAGUGCUGAGGAGGCGGGACUUCCUGCACAUGUGAUGGAAUAAAGGAAGAGUACGUUUGUGUAAAAGGUUUUUUGUGCUGAUUAAUUUUAGGAGCAAAGACAAAGGUGCAGUGAGAGGCUGUGGCAGUUGAGGGAUCAUUCGAGACUGUCAUUAAAGUUUUUAUGAGCUUUUCUCUGUCUCCCUACAAUUGGCAGCCCAUCCUGCAACACCUCUUAUGCUGUUUGUUUAUGAUAUAGGAGGUUUCAUUUGUUGAAAGAGGAACAAAUCGCAACAAAGACAUGGUGAUUGUGACCAGCAAAUCUGCUAAUUUCACUUCUUAAUUGUGAAAAUGAGAUGUGUGUUCUCCCAAAAUUUAUUGCAGUUAAUGUACAGUACAGCAUAUCUUUAUAGAUUUUUCAUUUUGAAAAAGAUAUUUUGUGAUUUAUAUGUUCAGCGGAAAAGAUGCAUAAUACUCAGUUAGCCACAUGGACUUGACAGAACGUUAAUUGAAUUAGCUUGCUCUAGUAGUAGUGAUUUGUCAUACCACACACGUACAUUUCUUAAGUUUUGCCCUGUUAUUAAAUUAGGAAACAGAAUAUUGAUUUGCACAUCCUGUACAACGUUGAUGGAAUGUACAAACAGACAGACAGUGCAACAUGACAAAAUUUGAAAAGCAAAUGUUUAUUGUAUUUAUUUUUGCUGUAUGGCCAAGUGAGAAAAACAGUAUUUCCAAGGCAAUUAAAAACUGUCUGUCUGUAUUAAAAUAAAAUGGAAAGUUAUAGGCCUACCACUUGUUACAUUUGAAAAAUGUAUGUAAUAAUGUGUUUACUGCUGAGCUCUGAACAGAUGGUCAGAAAUGAAAUUACAAACCCUUGUGGCCAAAUCCAAUUUCAAUUGUGUUUAAUAUCAUUGCAGUGUUACAUUUUGAACCUAUACUAAUAGUGAAUCAUUACAAAUAAAUUGAGAUGUUUUGAAAAUGUG
This is a messenger RNA of Myxocyprinus asiaticus (Chinese sucker), 2501 nucleotides long. Its product is annotated as plexin domain-containing protein 1-like. The transcript has 14 exons. Lineage: Eukaryota; Metazoa; Chordata; Actinopteri; Cypriniformes; Catostomidae. The record is from RefSeq and is a predicted model, not a curated record. The coding region runs from base 89 to 1549 and encodes 486 amino acids.